UUUGGACUUUUAGCAGUUCCCUUUAGUUUGGGGAUUGGUUGGCUAACACUGUUUCUCGGUUCUAUUAUCACAAAUUUUGGAAGGGUAUUAAGUCUUUAUUUGCUCUCCUUUAGGCUAUUUGGCUUUUCCAAAACCAGUUUAGGUUCAAUUAGGCGGUUUGGUUGUCCAGGACAAUUGAAGGUUUGGUUGAGGAGUUGUUCAACCGUUGUGUCCAGUCUCCGAUUGGAAGAAAUACGAAUUGGGAUCUUGCUCGCCUAGUUCGCUUGUACUUUCAAGUGAUCCAUGGUUGUGUUUGAGGGGAUUGCUUGGCAUAUGCCCCAUGGUUUGUUUGAUCGUCGAUGGAGCUUGGGAUUGCUCUACUUGUAGGGCAAGGGCAGGUUGGGUUAUUCGUGAUCUUUAUUCUUCGGAGGUUUUGGGUGGAGGAAGUAGAGUCGGAGAUUCAAGCUUGUUUAUGGGAACUUUAGGCGGCGGUUCGCGAAGGGUUUUUGAAGAUUCGAAUUUAUUUUGUUUGUGUGGCCCUUUUUUCUUUGUUUCCAAGUUCAAGUUCAAUGGACAUUUCGAUUUGGCGGCUCAUUCUUGAAUUGUCUUUUUGGUAUGUCAAAUUUGUAAGGUUCUUCGGUCCUGGAUUUCUCCGGCUCACUGGUUAGCUGGUUGCGCUUGGCGACGACAAAUGUUUUUUUUUUGAGUUCUAGUUUAAUUUGUUUUUUUUUUGUUGCAAUUUGUUUUUUCUAGAGUAGCUCUUUUGUAAAAAAAAAAAUUAAAAUUAAAAUGUUACCUGUAGAAAAUAAAAAUAAAAAAUCCACCAACUAAUCUACUACAGUACGUAACAAACUACCUACAGCCAGCUGCCACUAUAAAAACCUACUCCUCCCCAAUUCAAACUUCAUUUUCCCUCUCUUCUUCCACAAACACCUCCAAUGGCGGAAAAACAAACUCUCACCAUCUUCCUCAUUUUCUCUCUCCUCAACUCAUCAUCAAUGGCGGACCUCUCUUUCUCCGACCUCGAAUCCGCCAUUUUUGCUCUCCACCUCCACGGCUUCAACCUCUUCGGCAACUCCAUCGCCGUCUCCGACCUCUCCGUUCAAAUCCUCUCUCACAAGCUCAACUCCACCUCCUCCUCCUCCUUCCAUGGCGUCGGACGCCGUGGUUUCACCUUCCUCGCACCUCCGAACUCCGUCCUCUUCUCUCUCGACAUGUCUACCGACGCCUUCACCUACGUUCACUCUCUGCGCUUCCAUGUCGUUCCUCGCCGUCUCUCGUUUUCGGAGCUUCGCAACAUUUCUCUCUCCUCUCAUCCUCACUUGGAGACUCUCGUGCGAGGUCAUCUUCUCCGUGUCGCAUCCUCUGGUCGUAGUCGCGUCGCCAUUGACGGAGUUCGUGUUUCGUUUCCUGAUCUCUACUUGAGGUCUAACAUCGCCGUUCAUGGCCUCGACGGAAUUCUCGUCUCCUCCAAUGAAGAAUUCUUCCACCGCCUUGAUUCCGUCAUUACUCCGCCGCCGAUUUUCUCUCCUACUCCUGCUCCAAUUACUGGAAACAAUGGCGUCAAAUCCGUCUCUGUUCCUACAAUUGACGCUUUCUCGCCGCAGAUUGCAGGUUUUCCGGCAUUUUCACCUGAGAAUGAGCAAGUUCCGACGCCAAAUCAUGCUUUCUCGGCAUUUCCACCGGAGUUUGGCGGAACACCAGCGCCAAUUGGCUUUACCUCGCCGCAGAUUGAAGGAAUUCCGCCGUAUUCGCCGGACUUUGGAGGAAUUCCGGCGUAUUCACCGCAGAUUGACGGAGUUUCGGUGCCAAUUAACGUAUUCUCACCGGAAAUUUCACAAGUUAGGUCACCGGUUGGUGCUAUUUGGCCGGAAUUUGGAGAAAUUCCAGAGUCCCAUGAUGUGGCAUUCACUGGAGGAAGCAUCAAUUCAAUAUCAGUUCCACCAAUUGAUGCUUAUUCAGAAGAUGAUCUCGAAACUCCGGCGCCUUCACCGUCAGUGGAGUUCCUCUCUCAGGGUGAUUACUCGAUGCCGCCAGGGUUCGCAAAGUGGUUGCAUACAGAGUUUCUCUCACCUAACAAUUGGUCGCCAAAUUGGAGUGCUCCGCCACUGCCGCCAUUGACGGUUGAAGAAUCACCGGAGAAACAGGAGGAUGUGAACUUGGGAGAGUGA
Chenopodium quinoa (quinoa) is the source of this 2150-nucleotide messenger RNA. RefSeq lists its product as uncharacterized. The coding region runs from base 918 to 2150 and encodes 410 amino acids. NCBI's taxonomy places the organism in Eukaryota, Viridiplantae, Streptophyta, Magnoliopsida, Caryophyllales, Amaranthaceae. The transcript has a single exon. The record is from RefSeq and is a predicted model, not a curated record.